AUGUCAAUGGAGUCUUCAAGAAUUAGUUUGCGUCCAUUCAAAGUGACUAAUGUUUAUGAUGUGGUGAUAUGGGGCAGUGAUGAUCGAGUAACUCGGACCACUCGAUGGAAGACGUUGACCUCAAAAGAAGAAGCCUUGACUUUCAUUAAGGAAGUGUGUAUAGCUUACCCUUGGCGUGUAUCGAUAUGCAUCGAUGAUCGAUCGAUCGGAUUCCUAUGGAAGAAUGAAGCUGUUGCAGAUAUAGGAUAUGCUAUAGCAGCUGAGUAUUGGGGUAAGGGGAUUGCAACAAAGGCACUCAAAAUGGCAAUACCUCAAGUGUUCAAUGACUUUCCUGAAAUAGUAAAGAUUCAAGCAUUUGUUCUUUUGGAGAACAAGGCUUCUUAUAGGGUAUUGGAGAAGGCUGGAUUUCUCUACCAAAGUUCCAUAACACAUCAAGUCCAGAUCAAUGGAGACGCAAUUGUGGUGGUUGAUGCGGUUUACACUUUUCUAUCCACUGACAACAUCCCUCCAAGCCCAUGA
This is a messenger RNA of Nicotiana attenuata, 519 nucleotides long. RefSeq names its product kanamycin resistance protein-like. Lineage: Eukaryota; Viridiplantae; Streptophyta; Magnoliopsida; Solanales; Solanaceae. The record is from RefSeq and is a predicted model, not a curated record. Bases 1 to 519 code for a protein of 172 amino acids. Gene Ontology annotation, molecular function: acyltransferase activity, transferring groups other than amino-acyl groups. The transcript has 2 exons.